AUGUGGGGAGCACAGAAGCAGAGCCAGAAGCAGAUCGCAGCAGUGGGGUGGUGGUUGGGAGGUUGGGGAAGUGGGAUGAAGGUUGUCUCUCGUCCAGUGCGCUCCCAGAGGGAUGGUUCUGGUCCGGUGCGCUCCCAGAGGGAUGGCUCCGGUCCGGUGCGCUCCUUAAGGGAUGGCUCUGGUCCGGUGCGCUCCCAGAGGGAUGGCUCUGGUCCGGCGCGCUCCUUAAGGGAUGGCUCUGGUCCGGUGCGCUCCCUAAGGGAUGGCUCUGGUCCGGAGCGCUCCCAAAGGGAUGGCUCUGGUCCGGUGCGCUUCCGAAGGGAUGGCUCUGGUCCGGUGCGCUCCCAAAAGGAUGGCUCUGGUCCGAGGGAUGGCUCUGGUCCGGUGCGCUCCCAAAGGGAUGGCUCUGGUCCGGUGCGCUCCCAGAGGGAUGGCUCUGGUCCGGUGCGCUCCCAGAGGGAUGGCUCUGGUCCGGUGCACUCCCAAAGGGGUUGCUCUGGUCCGGCGUGCUUCCAACGGCUGGCGCAAGUGCGGUGUUAUCUUUAA
Messenger RNA from Closterium sp. NIES-65, 546 nucleotides. Lineage: Eukaryota; Viridiplantae; Streptophyta; Zygnematophyceae; Desmidiales; Closteriaceae. The record is from the annotation of a GenBank genome assembly.